Verticillium alfalfae VaMs.102 is the source of this 834-nucleotide messenger RNA. RefSeq lists its product as hypothetical. The transcript is spliced from 2 exons. Bases 1 to 834 code for a protein of 277 amino acids. Lineage: Eukaryota; Fungi; Ascomycota; Sordariomycetes; Glomerellales; Plectosphaerellaceae. The record is from RefSeq and is a predicted model, not a curated record.
AUGGCUCAGCGGUUCGUCUGGCGAGGCCCUUGGUUUGACAACUUUAUGCCGAGUGAUGGUGGAUUUUGUAACUGUUAUGAGAGCCUGUCGCCGCACAACCGCGAGAUCGGCAUAAUGGGGUUUCUCGUAAGCUGUAGACAGGCUUACUUCGAGACAAUCGAUAUCCUCUACGGUACCAAUAUCAUCAUGUUGAGAAGCGAGGUCUUGAUGCUUCAUUUACCCGAGCUACUUGUACCGCAGCGGCUGGAAAGCAUUACAUCUCUGGAGCUCCUCAUCAAGGCACGUGAAGUCAAUGAAGGCCAGCGCGCCGUCCGCCAGGACUUCAGUCAUCUUGCCGUGAUACUCGAACAUGUUGUUGCAUACUGCCGACACCGUCUUAGAAGCUUGUGCAUCUCUCUACAGGGCUCGCCUCGAAGUCCUCCUCACACCUUUUUUGACGGCAAAGGAUCACCGCUGCGCAUGAUCGACGAGUUCUACCUGUCGAUGGAACCCCACCUCAACAUGAGGGUAGAGAUACCACAGUACCUCUAUUCUACCUAUACGGGCCACACAGUCACCCUCAAAGCGCAGCAUUCUCUCGAGCUGAGAGAGGACAAGGAUGGAAAGCCUCUUUGGCAGUCUCCAUGGCGAUGUUUCGACAGCGUGGGAAAGAGGGAAGGGGGCCGACUGUUGGACGAGCCAGAAACGCAAUGGCGCAGCGUUGGCAACUAUCCGCGCCCACCAUUGCAGGUGCCAACAGAGGGAAAUGCGGACAAAUGCAUACCAAGUCUUGGGUACUGGAUAUCCGAGGGUGAGCCGGAUACGACACCACGCCGGGAGCAUAUUUGUUUUUGA